AUGUUUGAGAAGUUCAUGGCAACGACUAAUCAGCAUAUGGAAGCCAACAACCAGUUUAUGCAAAAGACAGACGCAACUCUUCAAGACCAAAGUGCAACAAUCAAAAAUUUGGAGACGCAAAUGGGACAAAUGAUAAUCUCCAUGACAGGUAGAGCACCAGGAAACUUACCCAGCAACACUAAGAUCAACUCUAAGGAGCAUGCAAAGGCUAUAACAACUAGAAGUGGAGUACAACUACCGAAUAUACAUGUAAAAAGAUCGGUAGCUAGCAAGGAAUUAGCACCAAUCUCAGAUGACGAGAUUGUGGAACAGACUGAACGAACAACAGGGGAUGUUGCCAAGAAGAAUUCCAAUACAUCACGGGGUACAGCUACCAAUUUUAUCAACCCUCAUGAGCCACCUAUUCCAUUCCCGCAGAGGUUGAAAAAACACAAAUUGGAUCAGCAAUAUAGUAAAUUUCUUGAAGUCCUCAAGAAAUUACACAUCAACAUCCCAUUUGCUGAGGUACUUGUUCAGAUGCCGAGUUAUGCAAAAUUUCUAAAGGAUAUCCUCUCUAACAAGGGAAAGAUAGAAGAAAAUGAAACAGUGAUGUUAAUUGAGGAAUGCAGUGCCAGAAUCCAAAAAAAGCUACCUCUAAAACUAAAGGAUCCAUUAAGGUCAUAA
Messenger RNA from Olea europaea var. sylvestris, 663 nucleotides. RefSeq lists its product as uncharacterized. The transcript is spliced from 2 exons. The record is from RefSeq and is a predicted model, not a curated record. The coding region runs from base 1 to 663 and encodes 220 amino acids. NCBI's taxonomy places the organism in Eukaryota, Viridiplantae, Streptophyta, Magnoliopsida, Lamiales, Oleaceae.